AUGCUGAACUCCGAUUUUGGGAAGCCCCAAGAUGACGUGGCAGUGUAUGAGUACACAGACAUCCCAAUGCACGUGUCCUUGUCCUCGUACGUUUAUAAAUUUAAGCCAUGGAACAACGACACGCGUUGUUUAUACCCCCCCGAGAAGAUGCAGAAAGAAAUAGACGACCUAAAUUUGCUAAUGAAGUCAAUGGUUCCAUGGUCAUAA
Molecule: messenger RNA, 207 nt
Organism: Plasmodium cynomolgi strain B
Lineage: Eukaryota; Apicomplexa; Aconoidasida; Haemosporida; Plasmodiidae
Exons: 1
Coding region: 1-207 (68 amino acids)
Source: RefSeq, a predicted model, not a curated record